This is a messenger RNA of Cyprinus carpio (common carp), 1205 nucleotides long. RefSeq names its product ubiquinol-cytochrome c reductase complex assembly factor 5. Lineage: Eukaryota; Metazoa; Chordata; Actinopteri; Cypriniformes; Cyprinidae. The record is from RefSeq and is a predicted model, not a curated record.
CACUAUCCGUGACGUUCACGCCGCCAUGUUUUUGUUUUGCAGCGGUAACGUGCUUGAAGACAGUGCAAAGAUCAGCGUGGAAGGACAACUGUUCGGAUGGUGUAUUCUAGCGAUUAAAACUCAUUUUCAUAAGUGCAUAUGAUUGUACUGUGCUUUAGAAGUGCCUUGCCGUUGACUGUGUUUUGAAAGAAAAAAUGUUUAGAAAAAGUCAGAACCUAAAAUAUAUAUUAAGUCUUGUACCUGGAAAAAGACGUUUUGGGACGUACAGAUUUUUGCCCUUGUUCUUCUGUAUCGGGGGCGUCAUGGAGUGGAUCAUGAUUAACGUGAGAAUAGGAAAAGAAACGUUUUAUGAUGUCUACAGAAGAAAACAAUCGGAGAGGGAAUACCAGCACAAGAUUGAGGAGGGCUUUGUGCUCACAGACUCUGAAGCCAAAUGAGAUCAUCAGAACACACUGGAAAUAAAUUAUCUUCAUGAUAAAGAGGCUGAAACAAAAACAGUUUUGAGACUUUUGCACACUAACACAAUUGUUUUUUAUCAUUCAAAAAUGGGUGUAUUAUUAUACAUAAAGUGUAGAGCAGCUUUGACAUGGACUGCAUGAUUAUGAUGACACAUGAGGUGCAGAAGGCUGCCAAUGUUUGCUUCUGUUAGGAAGAUGGCAUUUUUUGUAUUGUUUAAAAUAUAAAGAUGGCUAUUUACACAGACACAGAAAGAUCUGUCUGUGCUGUGAUUCUAAAUAAUACACUUUGGAAGCUUGUAAAAGGUAAAAAAUAGGAUUCUGUAAGUCAUAAUAAUGAGAAACUUUCUCACAAUUAUGACUUAGCAUCUCAUUAUAUUGAGAAAGUUACUUAUUUAUGAGAACAUUUAUACAUUUAUUGUAAUUACUGCUCAUUAUCAUAAUGCAAAAUGUUUACCAUGAGUUUAUAUCAUUAAAAUGAGAAAAAAAUAAAAUUUUCUUAUCUUAUGAUCAUGACAGUAUAUUGUUAUACGACUUUUUAUAUAUAUUACUUACAAUAAUGAGAAACUGAUAGUUCCUAAGUCAUUUUUAUGAUAGACUUUAUCAGUGUAUGCUAAUACAUAAUUAUGAGACUAUAUUUAUUCUUUACUUAUUUUUUUACCCAGCUUUAGUGGAAACAGGAAAAAAGAUGGUCUAUUGUAGUGCAUAUUUUGUGCGAUUUAAGUUUAUGAAGAUAAAGUCCAGCAAAUA